Messenger RNA from Harpia harpyja (harpy eagle), 2600 nucleotides. RefSeq names its product lectin, mannose binding 1 (gene LMAN1). The transcript has 11 exons. Gene Ontology annotation, molecular function: D-mannose binding. Gene Ontology annotation, cellular component: endoplasmic reticulum-Golgi intermediate compartment; Golgi membrane; COPII-coated ER to Golgi transport vesicle. The record is from RefSeq and is a predicted model, not a curated record. Gene Ontology annotation, biological process: Golgi organization; endoplasmic reticulum organization; endoplasmic reticulum to Golgi vesicle-mediated transport. Bases 40 to 1311 code for a protein of 423 amino acids. Lineage: Eukaryota; Metazoa; Chordata; Aves; Accipitriformes; Accipitridae.
CCUGUUGGCUGUGCCCGGCGUCCCGCAGCACGGGCCAAGAUGGCGGCGCGCGCGCAGUGGGGCGGCUUGGCGGCGGCCCUCCUCGCCGGUGCCCUGUUCGCCUUUGGCCGCCUGCCGUUCGCCCUCGGGCAGGCGGCGGCGGCGGGAGGCUCGGCGGCGGCGGCGGCGGCGGCGGCAGCAGCUGCUCUGCCGCACCGCCGCUUUGAGUAUAAGUACAGCUUCAAGGGGCCGCACCUGGUGCAGGCGGAUGGGACGGUGCCGUUCUGGGUGCACACGGGCAAUGCCAUACCAAGUGCAGAUCAGAUUCGUAUAACAACGUCUUUGAAAAGCCAAAGAGGGUCAGUGUGGACAAAAACCAAGUCAAUAUUUGAAUACUGGGAAGUCGAAGUGACCUUUCGAGUUACAGGAAGAGGCCGCAUUGGAGCUGAUGGACUGGCAGUCUGGUUUACAGAAGAGCAAGGCUUGGAAGGUCCUGUUUUCGGGGCAGCUGAUAAGUGGAAUGGUGUUGGAAUUUUCUUUGAUUCCUUUGACAAUGAUGGAAAGAAAAACAAUCCUGGAGUGAUUGUUGUAGGCAACAAUGGAAAACUUCUGUAUGACCAUCAGAAUGAUGGUUCAACGCAAGCAUUGGCAUCCUGUCAGAGGGACUUCCGUAACAAGCCCUAUCCUGUUCGAGUAAGGAUAACAUACUACCAAAAAACAUUGACUGUAUUAAUUAACAAUGGCUUUACUCCGGAUAAAGACGACUAUGAAUUUUGUGCAAAAGUGGAAGAUAUGGCGUUGCCAUCACAAGGAUAUUUUGGAAUAUCUGCAGCAACAGGGGGCCUUGCAGAUGAUCAUGAUGUCCUGUCUUUUCUGACCUUCCAGUUGACUGAGCCUGGGAAGGAAGUACCAACACCAGAGGCAGAAAUUCCUCAAAAAGAUAAAGAGAAGUAUCAAGAAGAGUUUGAACACUUUCAACAAGAAUUGGAUAAAAAGAAAGAAGAAUUUCAAAAGGAACAUCCUGAUGUGCAAGGACAGCCAGCAGCGGAGGAUCUUUUUGAAACUGUAAGUGAUCGUGAACUGAGGCAAAUCUUUGAGGGGCAGAAUCGAAUUCAUCUUGAAAUCAAACAGCUUAAUAGGCAAUUGGACAUGAUUUUGGAUGAGCAGAGGAGAUACGUCUCUGCAGUCACAGAUGAGAUUGCUAAAAGAGGAGCUGGUUUUCCAAGUCAACAAGGACAGGUUUCCCAGCAAGAGAUUGAGACAGUUGUGAAAACUCAAGAAGAGGUCAUUAGACAAGUAAAUGAAAUAAGUUCUGUGUUUUUUGAAUUUUAAUGGCAUGAAGAACAACUGAUGCAAAGCUAAAAGAGGGACAACCUCUUUAUGAAGAUUAUUUGUAAACAUUUAAGUUUUGAUGCAUAACUUGCCGUUUCACAAUGAAUAUGAGCCAUUUAAAAAUCAGUAAUAAAAUUUUGUAUAACACUUACAAAUAUGAUUAUAUGUCAUUGUUGUUGCCAGUUUACUCAAUGAAUAGUAUUCAAGCCAGGUUGGGUUUUUGUUGGUUUUUUUCUUUUAUGUGAAAGUUAAAAUUGAAAGUGUUCAAGGCCAGGUUGGAGGGGGCUUUGGGCAGCCUGAUCUAGUAAAAGACAUCCCUGCCCACAGCAGGGGCGUUGGACCAGAUGAUCUUUAAAGGUCCCUUCCAACCGAAACCAUUCUAUGAUACUACGAUAAAUUGCUGACCACUGUACAAAGAGUUAGGACUGCACCUUGAAGGCAUCAAAGUAAGCUCUCAUCUGAACAAAAUGUAAAGUUUUAAGUAAAUUAAAAGGAAAUCCAAAGACAUACAUUUUGAUUGUUUAUUUUGUUAAUAAUGAAGAGAUUAACAUUCACAUGAUAAAUAUUUUAGCUGUAGAAUAAUCCUCUUUGCAACUGAAAAGAAAAAUCACAGUAGGGGAAAAUUAUAUAAACAUAUUGAUUAGAGAUUAAAGUUUUUUUUCUCUCAUUGACUAGUUUAACUCAAGCAAAAUUAGUUAUGGAACCUCAACUUUUUACAGAUUUAAUUUGAUUUGUUGUAGAAGCAAAACGAGUUCACAUGAAGACAAUAUUAAGUAUUAUGACAACGCAUAUGGGAAAUGAGUUUCUCGUAUAAAUGAUAAUCAUGAAACAAGGAUGUAUCUAAAUCUUUUCUUAUCCCUAAAGCCUCUUCUUUGUUUUUAUUUCUUACAUGACUGCUUUUAUUUAUUUAUUUUUCAAACAGCUUUUGGUUUUCUUCAAAGAUUGCAUUAAACUCUGCUUAUCCUAAAGCCUUGGCAAGAGCCUCAGAUAAAACACUUGUUUCAGACUUCAUCAGUCAGGCAAAGCAGAUGUCCAACAAUAGAAUAUUUGCCAGAUCUUGUUUUCAGCGUGGCUUUGGGAGAUGGUACACUGUACAAAUUGCAACUGUCUGUGGAAUUAAAUAUUUUUUUAAAAAAAUAAUAGUUUGAUUAAGGAUUUAUUUCUUGAUAGGUAUUCUUGGAAGCUAGAAAAUGUGUUUUCUGCCUUUUGUGGCAACUAUGUAUUUCAGACUAAUUUUAAUGGACUAACAGGUGUCCAGAACAACUGCUGUUUAUAGGAAAGCUGUUCUG